GGGGCUUCCGGCGUUCCGGCUAUGUAGUCCAGCAUUACAAGAUUCUCUCGCAGUCGUCGUUGGAUCGUCGAGAUCUAAUUCAUUUUCUACGCUCUAAUUCCUAAAUUCUCAAACCAACUACAAUGGCAGACAAUGAUGAUCUUUUGGACUACGAGGAUGAGGAACAGACUGAGCAGGUCGUCGAGGGAAAUGGAGAAGUUGUUCCAGCAAAGAAGGAAGUCAAGGGUACUUAUGUAUCUAUUCACAGCAGUGGCUUCAGAGAUUUCUUGCUUAAGCCAGAGAUCCUUCGAGCCAUUGUAGACUGUGGUUUUGAACAUCCUUCCGAAGUUCAACAUGAAUGCAUUCCCCAAGCUGUUCUUGGUAUGGAUAUCCUUUGCCAAGCUAAAUCUGGUAUGGGAAAGACAGCUGUAUUCGUCUUAGCGACUUUGCAGCAACUGGAAUUGGCAGAGAACCAGGUUUAUGUUCUUGUCAUGUGUCAUACCAGAGAAUUGGCUUUUCAAAUCAGCAAGGAAUAUGAACGGUUCAGCAAAUACAUGCCUCAAGUCAAGGUAUCAGUAUUCUUUGGUGGACUGCCAAUCCAAAAAGACGAAGAGGUAUUGAAAAGUACAUGUCCACAUAUAGUUGUGGGUACACCUGGUCGUAUUUUGGCUCUGAUAAAGAACAAGAAACUCAACCUGAAGCAUUUGAAACACUUCAUUCUUGAUGAAUGUGACAAAAUGCUGGAGCAAUUAGAUAUGCGGAAAGAUGUGCAGGAAAUUUUCCGCAGUACCCCCCAUGGUAAACAAGUUAUGAUGUUCUCUGCAACAUUGUCGAAGGACAUUCGCCCAGUCUGCAAGAAAUUUAUGCAAGAUCCUAUGGAAGUUUAUGUAGAUGACGAAGCCAAACUCACUCUGCAUGGUUUACAACAACAUUAUGUCAAGCUUAAGGAAAAUGAAAAAAACAAAAAACUUUUUGAACUUUUGGAUGUUCUUGAGUUUAAUCAAGUUGUUAUUUUCGUGAAAUCAGUACAAAGAUGCAUGGCUUUGGCACAACUCCUGACUGAACAAAAUUUUCCGGCGAUUGGUAUCCACAGGGGCAUGACACAAGAAGAGCGAUUGACAAGGUAUCAGUCAUUCAAGGAUUUUCAACAGCGCAUUUUGGUAGCUACUAAUCUCUUUGGUCGUGGUAUGGAUAUUGAACGAGUAAAUAUCGUCUUUAAUUACGAUAUGCCGGAGAAUUCGGACACUUAUCUCCAUAGAGUAGCUCGUGCUGGACGUUUUGGUACAAAGGGAUUGGCUAUAACUUUUGUUAGCGACGAAGGUGAUGCUAAAAUUUUGAACGACGUACAAGAGAGAUUCGAUGUCAACAUUACGGAACUUCCUGAAGAAAUUGACUUAGCUUCAUACAUUGAAGGACGAUAACUAGUUUAUAGAAGAAUAAGUUUUGAUUCUAUUCUCCAUAUUGGACCUGCAUCAAACUAAACCACAACAAAACUUAGUAGUUCUCUGUGAAUUCCAUUAUUUAUUACAAUUUUUGUAACUAAUACAAAUAGUAGUUUUCUUUACAACAAUUAAUAAUUGACAAAUGUUUUUUGUAAUUUGUCUUUUUUUCUUGCAAUAUCUUAUAAUUUCUCAAUUUUUUUUUGAGAUUCAUUUUUAUAUUCUUUAAGAGUUGUAAAUACAAAGAUUUAAAUUGGAUAACUAGACUAGAAAAACUUAUUUCAAACAGGGAAAUAGAAAAUUAAUUAAAUAUUUGAUUGACACUUUUAUUUGAAAUGCUACUAACAUUUUUUAUAAAAUAGUAUGUUUUAUCACAAUAACUUGUUGCUGUCGUCACCAUUCUUAAGAUUUAAUUUUAUAAGCUAAAAUAAAAUUAAUCA
Molecule: messenger RNA, 1858 nt
Organism: Phymastichus coffea
Lineage: Eukaryota; Metazoa; Arthropoda; Insecta; Hymenoptera; Eulophidae
Product: ATP-dependent RNA helicase WM6
Exons: 10
Coding region: 123-1400 (425 amino acids)
Biological process (GO): mRNA splicing, via spliceosome; mRNA export from nucleus
Molecular function (GO): ATP binding; RNA helicase activity; RNA binding
Source: RefSeq, a predicted model, not a curated record